Molecule: messenger RNA, 514 nt
Organism: Salvelinus namaycush (lake trout)
Lineage: Eukaryota; Metazoa; Chordata; Actinopteri; Salmoniformes; Salmonidae
Product: fibroblast growth factor receptor 3-like
Exons: 4
Coding region: 1-456 (151 amino acids)
Biological process (GO): multicellular organism development; protein phosphorylation; positive regulation of kinase activity
Cellular component (GO): signaling receptor complex
Molecular function (GO): fibroblast growth factor receptor activity; ATP binding; fibroblast growth factor binding
Source: RefSeq, a predicted model, not a curated record
AUGAGGUGGUCGUAUGGGGUGCUGCUCUGGGAGAUCUUUACCCUGGGAGGGUCCCCGUACCCCGGCAUCCCUGUAGAGGAGCUGUUCAAACUGCUGAAGGAGGGCCACCGCAUGGACAAACCUGCCAACUGCACACAUGAACUAUAUAUGAUCAUGAGGGAGUGCUGGCACGCUGUUCCAUCUCAGAGGCCUACCUUCAGGCAGCUGGUGGAAGACCAUGACAGGGUUCUAUCCAUGACCUCCAUGGACGAUUACCUGGACCUGUCUGUUCCGUUUGAGCAGUACUCUCCAACCUGCCAAGACUCCAGCAGCACCUGUUCCUCAGGAGAUGACUCUGUGUUCUCCCACGACCCCCUCCCCACGACCCCCUCCCUGACCAACUCUGCCCUCCCACGACCCCCUUCUCACGACCCCCUCCCUGAACAACCCUGCCUCCCCAAAAUGAGGGGGGAAUAACCUAGUCAAACUGCUGCAGAUUUACAUGGCAAUCAGGACAUAGAUCUAUAGGUGGGGC